AACUUGUGUGGUGUGUGUCGCUGUGGAAGAGAGGGGCACCAAACAAGAAACAAUGGCGACAGCGGCGACUGCAGCAGGAGGAACUGGUUCUGGAGGAGCAGCAGCCAGUCAAAGCGGCUCAGGAACUUCGGUCGGGAGGAAGAAAGAUGGAGGGCCAUCUUCAAAAUAUUGGGAGAAUUCAGAAACUAUUAAUCAAUUGGAGUCCGUGCGCCAGUGGAUCGGGAAGCACUACAAAAAGUAUGUCCAGACUGACAACCCUUCUAGCAAGUCUCUGGCUGGGUUGGUCAUCCAGCUGUUGCAGUUCCAGGAGGAUGCGUUUGGCCGAAGGGUGAACAACCCAGCCCUCACCAAACUACCUGCUAAAAGUUUCCUUGACUUCAAGGCAGGGGGUGCCUUGUGUCACAUCCUGGGGUCUGCCUACAAAUUCAAGAGUGAACAGGGCUGGCGAAGGUUUGACCUGCAGAACCCUUCCAGGAUGGACAGGAAUGUAGAGAUGUUCAUGAAUGUUGAGAAGACCCUGGUCCAGAAUAACUGCCUGACCCGCCCAAUUGUGUAUCUUUCGUCCGACCUGGAACAAAAACAAGUCAGCAAACUGAAGGACAUCAUCAAAAGGCAUCAGGGAACCAUCACUGAAGAGAAGUCCAAAGCCACCCACAUCAUUCACCCAUCUCCUUCACAACAGGAUGAAGAUGAGUGGCUGCGUCCAGUUAUGCGUAAGGAUAAGCAGGUGCUCAUACACUGGGGCUUCUACCCGGACAGCUAUGAUACCUGGGUAUCUACCAGUGAUGUGGAUGCGGAUGUGGAAGACCCACCCAGCUCUGAGAAGCCCUGGAGGGUGCACGCCAAAUGGGUCCUGGACACGGACGCCUUCAACGAGUGGGUGACUGAGGAAGACUACGAGAUGGACGAGAACAAGAAGCCUGUGUUCUUCCGCCAGCGCGUCUUCCCUCGCGAAGAGGAGUCUUCCCGUACACCUGAUCGCAAGGACCGCAAGUCUAUGGCCGGAGGCAAGAAGAGGAGGCGCUCCCCGUCCCCACCCACUACCCCCGCCGAGUCCCGAAAGAAAGGUGCCAAGAAAGGGAACCCUGGUCUGCACUGGAAACGCCGUGGGCAUCGUGAUGACGACGAGCAGGACGAUGACCUCACCAAGGACAUGGAGGACCCGUCGCCUGUGCCUGGCAUGGAGGAGGUUGCGCUGCCCAAGACCGUCAACCAGAAGAAAGACAGUGAGAAUACCCCAGUGAAGGGAGGCACUGUGGCCGAUUUGGAUGAGCAAGAGGAUGGUUCUGUGGUGUCUGGAGGCAAGGAUGAUGAAGAGCAGAGCAAGGCUGAGGUGAACCGCCUGCUGGACUCCGGCGAGGACAACGUGACCGAACAGACCCAUCACAUCAUCAUUCCCAGCUACGCCGCCUGGUUCGACUACAACUGCAUCCAUGAGAUUGAGCGAAGGGCUUUGCCAGAGUUCUUCAAUGGCAAGAACAGAUCCAAAACUCCAGAGAUAUACCUGGCGUACCGUAACUUCAUGAUCGACACCUACCGUCUGAACCCGCAGGAGUACCUCACCUCCACCUCCUGCCGGCGCAACCUCACCGGGGACGUCUGUGCCGUCAUGAGGGUCCAUGCCUUCCUGGAGCAGUGGGGACUGAUCAACUACCAGGUGGACGCAGACAGCCGGCCACUGCCCAUGGGCCCACCCCCGACCCCCCACUUCAACGUGCUGGCUGACACUCCCUCAGGCCUGGUGCCAUUGCACCACCGCCCCCCACAGGUGCCGCCUGCCCAGCAGAUGCUGAACUUCCCAGAUAAGCUUAAAGACAAGCACAGUGACAUGCAGAACUUCGGCCUCCGGACGGACAUGUAUUCCAAGAAGCCCGCCAAGCCGAGCAAGUCUGGCAGGGAGUGGACUGAACAGGAGACCCUGCUCCUUCUUGAGGCUCUGGAGAUGUACAAGGAUGACUGGAACAAGGUGUCGGAGCACGUGGGCAGCCGCACACAGGACGAGUGCAUCCUUCACUUCCUGCGUCUGCCCAUCGAGGACCCGUACCUGGAGAGCACUGAGGCCACCAUGGGACCGCUGGCCUACCAGCCCGUGCCCUUCAGCCAGUCUGGAAACCCCGUCAUGAGCACCGUCGCCUUCCUGGCCUCAGUGGUGGACCCUCGCGUGGCCGCCGCCGCAGCCAGAGCUGCCCUCGAGGAGUUCUCGCGUGUGCGUGAGGAGGUGCCUGCUGAGCUGGUGGAGGCCCACGUGAAGAAGGUGCAGGAGGCCGCCCGCAACACGGGCAAGGUGGACCCCGCCUUCGGCCUGGAGAGCAGCGGCAUCGCCGGCACUGCCCCCGAGGAGCCCGAAAAGACAGAUGGCAGCGACUCAGAGAAAAUGGACACCGACUCCGCGGACGCCCAGCAGCCUGACAAGGCGGAGUCCAAGGAGGAGGCGGACAAGCCCAGCGAGUCCGAGCGUCCGGCCGAGGGCGAGAAGGUGAAGACAGAGGGAGCGGAGGCGUCCGAGCGAGGGGAGGAGGAGAGCGACAGCGCAGAGGAGAAGAGCAGAGGUAAGGACAAGGAGGAGUCCAUGGAGACCGCCGAGGACGGGAAGGAGGGCGAGGAUGAGCAGGAAGAGGCCCGGAAGAAGAAGGUGGAGCUGGACAUCGGUGAAGGGAACAUCGCCACGGCCGCCGCCGCCGCUCUUGCCUCCGCUGCCACCAAGGCCAAGCACCUGGCGGCUGUAGAGGAGCGCAAGAUCAAGUCUCUGGUGGCCCUGCUGGUGGAGACGCAGAUGAAGAAGCUGGAGAUCAAGCUCAGACACUUCGAGGAGCUGGAGACCAUCAUGGACCGCGAGAAGGAAGCUCUGGAGCUCCAGCGGCAGCAGCUGUUGACUGAGCGGCAGGCCUUCCACAUGGAGCAGCUGAAGUACGCUGAGAUGAAGGCCCGCCAGCAGAUGGAGCAGCAGGCGGCCGCAGCUGCCGCCGCUGCCCAGAACGCCGCGGCCGCCGCCGGGGGCCACCACGGUGGGCCUCCCCACCACGGGCCCCAUGGACCCCCAGCCCCGUCGCCCGCCCACGGGCCACCUCCCCACGGGCCCAUGCCAGGCAUGCACCCUGGGCACCCCGGAGGCCCCGGGCAUCCAGUGGGCCCCGGCUUCCCGCCCAUGCACCACCAGAUGGGACCACACCACCCGACCGCGACAGGACCAAUGGUUCCAGGUCAGCCGAUGCCUGGCCGAAUGAUGCCCGGCCCUCCCCCUGGCGGUCCCCCCCAGGGCAGCAUGCCCCCCAUGAUGGGCCCGCGACACCCAGGUGCCCCCAACGGCAUGUACCCAGGACCUAUGCCUGGACAGCACGAUGGGAUGCCUCCAGCCCCCGUUGGACCUCCGGCGCCUGUGCCGCCUCGCGUGGCUGAAAACUAAACACACACACUGUUUCUGGUCAUUUUUAGAGCCUCUUGUUUAGAAAGCGAAAGCUGUCCCCCUCUCCCCCCUCCUUUGUUCACACUGAACCCUGUGGGCAGACCCCUGUCUCUGCUGACUGCCUUGCUGUGGGUGGGUCCUCUCUAACCAAGCCUCUCUCUCUCAGGGCCUUAUGCCCUUCUCUGCUCACAAAGACACACACACACACACACACACGCUUACUAGCUCAGGGCACAUGGACAGGGAUGCCAUGUUCCUUUCCCCCUGCCUCUCCAGCUCAGCAAUAGCACUGGUUACCCCCUAAACCCCCCCCCCCCCCCCACCCUUCCCUGUCUCUGACUUUAGUAAGGCUCUGGUUGGUGCUGGUUCUAGUGACCCCUGCUGUUAAGUAGCCACCCAGGGGCCUUUGAGAGCAGAGGUGGGCACUGGCUGGUGGUCGGCUCCUCCCCUGUAAUGUGACGGACUGUAUGUGUAUAUUGUGGUGUUCUGCAUAAGCUAAGUUCACACUGGGGGGAACUGAAAGGAGUUAGUGGGGUGGUGGUGGACUAGUGUACUUUCUUUCUCUCUGUCUCUGUCUCUCUCUCUCUCUCUCUCUCUCUCUCUCUCUCUCUCUCUUUCUCUGUCUCUCUCUGUCUCUGUCUCUCUCUCUCUGUCUCUCCCUGCAACUCAGAAUAACACUGUAGCUACUAGCUGAAGAGCCUUGUCCUCCCUAGUGGCACCUCUGCUCCAGUCCCAAGCCCCUGGGCGUCCGGCUCAAUGUUCCUAUUCAGUGCCCAGUGAAGUAGAGUUUUCAGUGUGUGUUAGAGUAGCGUGUGUGUGUAUGGCGUUACUGUAAAUGCGGGAAGUUAUUUGCAUCUGUGACCAAACAUGGAUGCAUACAGUUACACAGGGUCACCUUUCUUAGCUCACACACAAAUGCACGCUCAGACACAUGCUCACACCGAGACACACACACACACACACACACACACACACUGAGAGGUUUUUUGCUCCCCCCCCCCACCCACCCCACCCCCAUACCUGCUGUGUAUCUGGGAAUCUACCUCUCCAGGACUUAGCUCUGGUGUGUUCUCUGCGGUGGUGUAAAGCAUCAAGUGUGUGUGUGUGUGUGUCUGGCAACACAGCUGGUUUCUUUUAUUGGACAUGGAGGGAAGAGGUCUUUGUUAAUGGCCUUCUGCCCAGCUAGCCACACACAUUGCUGAGAUCAAUGUGGACCUGUGGACAUGCCAUAACUUCUGACUUCUUUCACUGGGCGGUCGUGCAGCAAAGCCAAGUAGUGUGCUACACAUGCGCGCACACACAAACGCAGGCAAAUACACACACACACACACGGACACACUCUUCCCCUCUGAAUGUUCCACAAAGCAGACAUGCACAUGCGCUUACACACACAUUCAGACACACUGAUGUCUGUUACUGUUCCAAAACAUGCAUGUACACUGUCUUUAAACACACACACACACACACACACACACACACACACACACACACACACACACACACACACACACUGUCCUUACAGAGCUGUGCCUGGUGUCACACUGAAAGGAGGGAGGAUCUGCUUUGUAGACAUACUGUAGCCGGCCCCUCGCGUGCGCUCUUCCCGUAGGUGCUGAAGCCGUAGCUGCCCCUGCCUCGCUCUACCUCUCUCACUGUACUACCUCUCUCGCUUCUCUCUCUCUCUCUCACUACCUCUCUCUUUCUCUCUGUCUCUCUUCACACUCGUUUCCUUCUCUUUUAGGUUUUAGUUCUUCCUCUCUCGCAAAUGCACUAGUUUGUUCUCGCUUUCUCUCCGUGUGCCCAUGUGACUGCUGCAUAACUGCUGUGUGGAGGGUGCGUGCCCUCCUACUCCUCAGGUGUACCAAUCCUCCCCACACACACACGCACGCGCACACACACACACACACACCCACGCACGCACGCACGCGCACACACACACCCACACACGCACGCACGCGCACACACACACACCCACACACGCACGCACGCACGCACGCAGACACACACCCACGCAGACACACACACAUGCACAUGCCUAAUACAUAGCCCACCAUUGCUGUGGAUGUGUGCGUGACACGGUCAUGCCAUACCCUCAGCUCAUACAUCGCCCCAUUGCUACAUACAUACGAGCCCAAAAUCAACACCAUGCAAAUACACCCCUAACUCAGCUCUCCAGGCUGCUCCAAACACGAGACGGGAACCAAAACUCUUCCCCUCGUUUCCCCUUCUGAUCCCCUCCCCCUUCCCCACAUAUAUAUCUUUUAUUGCUACUUUUUAUUUUAUGGUAAUGUAUUUUUAAGAAAAUAAAGUUUGUGUAGACUCUGUUA
Alosa sapidissima (American shad) is the source of this 5730-nucleotide messenger RNA. It is a transcript of the gene smarcc1a, whose product is annotated as SWI/SNF related, matrix associated, actin dependent regulator of chromatin, subfamily c, member 1a. The transcript has 29 exons. Lineage: Eukaryota; Metazoa; Chordata; Actinopteri; Clupeiformes; Clupeidae. Gene Ontology annotation, molecular function: histone binding; nucleosomal DNA binding. Gene Ontology annotation, biological process: positive regulation of DNA-templated transcription. Gene Ontology annotation, cellular component: nBAF complex; SWI/SNF complex; npBAF complex. Bases 53 to 3403 code for a protein of 1116 amino acids. The record is from RefSeq and is a predicted model, not a curated record.